This is a messenger RNA of Choloepus didactylus (southern two-toed sloth), 1227 nucleotides long. Its product is annotated as dermatan-sulfate epimerase-like. NCBI's taxonomy places the organism in Eukaryota, Metazoa, Chordata, Mammalia, Pilosa, Megalonychidae. The record is from RefSeq and is a predicted model, not a curated record. Bases 251 to 688 code for a protein of 145 amino acids. Gene Ontology annotation, molecular function: chondroitin-glucuronate 5-epimerase activity. The transcript has 2 exons.
CGCAGUCACGCCGCCCGAGGCUGCAGCUGCGCGUCCUGGGGCGCGGCGCCCAGGGCACCCAGGCGCGGCAGGCGCGCUAAGGGUUCCGUGCCGGGGACCCUGGCGCCCUGGAUUGAGGGGGGCGGGGAAGGGGCUCGAGAGCGGAGCCCGCGGCUGGGGCGGCAGCGCCGGAGAGGACGAAGGCGCGGCGGGGAGCGGAUCUUCCGAAGAUGGUUUGGCUUCCUUGGAGAUUUGGAGAUCUGAUGCCACGAUGAGGACUCACACACGGGGGGCUCCCAGUGUGUUUUUCAUAUAUCUCUUUUGCUUUGUGUCAGCAUACAUCACCAAGGAGAACCCAGAAGUCAUGAUUCCCUUCACCAAUGCCAACUACGACAGCCACCCAAUGCUGUACUUCUCCAGGGCUGAGGUGGCGGAGCUACAGCUCCGUGCAGCCAGCACACAUGAGCACAUCGCCGCCCUCCUCACCGAGGCUGUGCACACCAUGCUCUCCAGCCCCUUGGAGUAUCUUCCUCCCUGGGAUCCCAAAGAGUACAGCGCCCGCUGGAACGAAAUCUAUGGAAACAACCUGGGUGCUUUGGCAAUGUUCUGUGUGCUGUAUCCUGAGAACAUUGAAGCCCGAGACAUGGCUAAAGACUACAUGGAGAGGAUGGCAGCGCAGCCUAGUUGGAAGCUGAAAGUCAGAAAUUGAGGAUUUACCUUUACAUCCAGUUCCUAGUUCCAGAGGUGAUAUUGACAUAAAAAGCAUAAAAAGUUGAGCUACCUGAACAUUUUGUCUUGAUACUGUUGUUAGGUAAUUCUUUUUAAUGAUUUUAUAGAAAUUUUAACUUAGAUUUAACAAUCCCUAGACUUUUAAAUUUUCACUUAGAUUUGUGGUUGAACAUAAUUCCUUUUAUCUUUUAAUUUUUAUUCUAGUAACAUAUGUAUAACCUAGAAUUUCCCCUUUUAACCACAUUCACUUAUAUAAUUCAGAGCUGUUAAUUAUAUUCAUAAUGUUGUGCUGCCAUCACUACCACCUAUUACCAAAACUUUACAGUCAACUCAAAUAGAAAUUCUGUGCAAUUUAAGCAUUAACUCCCCAUUCCUACCCCCAACGCAGCCCCUGGUUGCUUGUAUUCUAGAUUCUGACUCUAUGAAUUUCCUUAUUCUGAUUAUUUCAAAUCAGUGAGCUCAUGCAAUAUUUAUCCUUUUGUGUCUGACUUAUUUCACUCAACAUGAUGUCUUCAAGGU